Astyanax mexicanus (Mexican tetra) is the source of this 12487-nucleotide messenger RNA. RefSeq names its product zinc finger and BTB domain containing 4 (gene zbtb4). The transcript is spliced from 2 exons. Gene Ontology annotation, biological process: regulation of DNA-templated transcription. The coding region runs from base 403 to 5499 and encodes 1698 amino acids. Lineage: Eukaryota; Metazoa; Chordata; Actinopteri; Characiformes; Acestrorhamphidae. The record is from RefSeq and is a predicted model, not a curated record. Gene Ontology annotation, molecular function: DNA-binding transcription factor activity, RNA polymerase II-specific; RNA polymerase II cis-regulatory region sequence-specific DNA binding.
AGUCAGAGUGUGAGAGUCGUUCCUGCCCUCUGUCUCUACAUAGUGCUGCCUGUGAGUCUGUGUGCGCGCGAGAGAGUGUGUGUGUGCGAGUGCGAGUGCGCGUCUCUUUCGCUGCCUGGGCUGUGCUCUGCUCCCUCACUUGCGUGUGUGAGAGUGUGUGUGCGCACAUACACACACACACACACUUGGGCACACGCAGACAAGCACACACACACACACACACACACACUCACAGACCGAGGGAGGGAGUGUGUGUGUGUGAGAGAGAGAGCAAGAGAGCUAGAGAGAGAGAGCAAGAGCGAGAGAGGUAGAGAGAGAGAGAGAGCGAGAGAGAGAACACAUCGCAGCAGAGAUGCAGCAGGAGGGUUUCCGAGGUUUAGGGGUGGGGUCACGGUGUCCGAAAUGGACGGCUGGAACCUCCUCCACACAUGCACUGCAUCCUUGGAGCUGAAUGCACAUUGCCUGGAUGGUCCCACUCCAAUCUGUGAGAAGACACGGUUCUACAUCCAUCUAAGAAUCAUCACCACCACCCUCAGCAUCCACUUCCAGAAGUUGAGGCCUUCUCCACCUGUCUCUUCUCCUUUUCCGCAUGCCCGCCGAUCUUCCACUCCAGUGGUGGACACGGUUAUAGCAGUUACCUCAUUCUGCUCAGUGGUUCUGACGUUGCUGAACGGCAUUGUGACCUCCUGCUGUCUUAAGAAUCUGUUUGGGGAGAGCCGCAGUUUCAAAGUGUGCCUCAGAGGACUUGAGGAAAGGAGUCAAAUGAAACACAGGAAUAAACAGAUGAGAGGAGACAGAAUGGGAGAGGGGACAGAUGAAGUGGACGGUGCCAAAACUACACGGAUAUCGCUCAGUUUCCCCAUCAGCGCUGGACUGCCUAGUUUUUCUGCAAAAAAGCACUGUCCCCUUAUUCAUCCUCCUUCCUCUUCUGGGACAUACGACAGUGAUGGUUCUGAUGGCACUGCAUGGAAGGAAGAGUCUCUCAGAGACAAACACUUGUCCAAAGUAUCGAAAUCGGAAUGCCUGCCUUGCUCUUCCACUUCUACUCUUCCCAUUGAUUUGACUGCACCUGUCAAUAAGAACUGCAAACCCACUUUGUCGUUUUCUGUGGCUGGUAGCGGUUCCCACUUUCCAACAUCUGCUUUACACACAUCUGCUAAAAUGGACUACUCGAAAGAGACAUCUGGACCUGGUCUGUCUAAUGACUACCCAGAGCACUCAACAACAGAGACAGCACAUAUCUUAUUCAACCUGAGUGCGAGAGCCUUCCAGGGUCAGCUGACCAAAGACAUGGAAAGUUCAAAAGGAAAGAAGCGGAAGGGGAACAGCCUGCAUGUUGAACUGAGCCUGCCUCUUCCUAGCAUUAACCAGCCAUCUUCCUCAUCAAGCCCUCCUCCUCUUUCUCCAUCGUCUGUCUCCCCCUUGACCCUCCCUCCUUCCACUUUUCAUGACUCUUACAGGGCAGUGCCAAAGCCAGAGCUGCUGUGUGGGGUGUGCCACCGUCUGUUCAGCACUGCCUCGUCCCUCACCGUCCACAUGCGUCUCCAUCGGGGGGGACGGGUUCUCAGCUGCCGCCACUGUGGCAAAGCCUUCAUCCAUAAUAAAAGACUCCAGUCCCACGAGGCCACCUGUCGGCAAGCACUGCCAGCUAUCCCCAUCCAACCAAAACAGGAACCUUUAGAGGAGGGGGAGGUGGAAAAAAUAGACGAGGCUGCAGAGCCGGAAGAGCACGGGCAAGAGAUGGGACCUGGCCGACAUAUUAAGAAGGGGCGAGGCCUCCACAGACAUCAUGCUGGGGAGCUGCCUGAAAGUGAUGAACUGAGAGAUGAGGAUCACUUUGUGAAGGUUGUUGAUGGACAUAUCAUUUACUUCUGCUCAGUGUGUGAGCGCUCCUACAUGACCCUGUCCAGCCUCAAACGGCACUCUAACGUGCACUCGUGGCGUAGGAAGUACCCCUGCCAUUAUUGUGACAAGGUUUUUGCUCUUGCAGAAUACCGCACCAAACAUGAGGUGUGGCACACUGGUGAAAGGCGAUACCAGUGUAUAUUUUGCUGGGAGGCCUUCCCUACCUACUACAACCUCAAAACACACCAGAAGGCCUUUCACGGAAUUAGCCCUGGCCUUAUCUCAAGCGAGAAGACGGCCAAUGGGGGCUAUAAGCAGAAAGUUAAUGCCCUUAAACUCUACCGGCUCCUGCCAAUGCGCUCUCAGAAACGGCCAUAUAAAACAUACAGCCAUGCACUGGCUGAGGGACUACUCAAGCCUGACUCAUCAGUUGACCUGCCUUUGCCUCUAGAUUGCAGCCUCCCUCCAGGCCUGGACACAAGUAAGUUGGAGUCCUUCCUUAAGGAUCUUCAUUCUCAAGAUAUUAAGCCUGACCCUGAAAGUAUUCUCAUCAAGAUGGGCACAGAGCAGAGCAAAAAGCUACCUACAUCCCACACAGACACACCUCCAGAAGUCAGUGAGCAAGAAAGUACCAAUGAGCUUCUGUCUGGCAAUACCAGUGGCAAAGCCAAGGGCUCAGAGGCAGCUGUUUCUUCCGUCAUUACAUUUGGACACAGCAAACCCUCAGUCAUCAUGCAUAGCACGGCACUUCCAUCCUCUGUUAUUGUUCAAAGAAAUAAGAUUUCCUCUUGCGAUGGAAAGAGCUCCUCUGAGAGCAAUCAGGCAACAGCUAUGACUUCAAAGAAGCAAAUUAAAAAGCAUAGUCAGAAAGAACACACGCAUGUUCAUAGUAAGUGGGAUACAGAUACCUCAAAUUCAGACCUCAAAGUCUCAAAAAUCCAGCCACCAACAGAGACACUGCACAAGGGACGGAAAGCUCACAGCAAGAGCGAGUUUAACAAGGCAGUGCCCAUAUCAGUGGAUUCCGAAGUCAAAGGGAGUGGGCCUCUGUGCCAGAUCACUGUGCGUAUAGGGGAGGAGGCUAUUGUUAAAAGAAGUAUCUCUGAGACGGACCUCAGAAGAGACAAAAGUCCUUCCCUGAAAACCAAAAAGAGCAAUGAAGACCAGAAAGAGCAAAGGCACACCCAUCACCACCACCGCAAACACCACGGGCACCGUCGAUCAAGCCAGGAAGGAAAGGAGGGGGAGCCCAAAUGGAAAAACCCUAGACUACCAGGGAAGGUGAGGAAGUACUUCUUCCGACAGGAAGUCAGGGAGGACAGGAACGACCAGGAUGGAGAAGACAACCUGUGGAGACCAUACUAUUCUUAUAAGCCCAAGAGAAAGACCCUGCAUGUGCAAAAGGCCAAGAGAUGGCAACGCAAAAUGCACUACAAGCGAUCCCUGAGGUUGAUGAGGAGAGCUGAGAGGCUUAUGAAUCAUGUAAACAAAGAGGUCGAUGGAGGACAAGAAGAAGAAGAAGAAAAAGAAGAAGCAAAGGAAGAGGAGGAGGAGAAAGAAAGCGCUCAACAUAAUGAGAUCAAAGAAGACACACAAUUACUUUCCACACCCUCUACACCUGAACAGAAGGGGGAAGAGAAGGAGGAUCCAGUAAAGUUUGAUCCCCCAACCACUGCAGCUUUACCACAGUCUACGCUGAAUACUCAAUACACCAGUUCCUCCAACAUCAAACAACGAUGGUCAGGGGACCAGGCCUCUGAAUGUGGGUCUUGCGGACGCUGGUUUUCCAGCUCUAGGAAGCGAGACAAACAUGAACUAACACAUCUGUUUGAGUUUGUGUGCAUGCUCUGCAGAGCUCCUUUUCCCUCUCAGACAAAGUUAGAGGAGCACCAGAGAACCAAUCACCCAAAAACCAAACCUCCGUCUACCUCUACUCCAUGUAAUCCACAGUCGUCAAGCAAAGAAAACGCAUCGGAAUUAGGGGAAGCCAACGAAGUACUGAACCGACGGUUCUUGGAAAAGGGUAGUCCAGGUCGCUUGGGAAGAAGGCCUUUGACAAGAUACACCUGCUCACAGUGUGAUAAAGUAUGUAAGACAGCUGCUGCACUGAACUGCCACUUGAAGCGGCAUGAGUUAGGUGGUUCUACAGAGAGUAUGCAGCAAGUGCAAGAUGCACAAAAUAUAAAUUCUGCGACUCCUGAGAUUCCAGAGAUUCGCAAAAAUCUGGACAUUGUCUGUGAGCAUGCACGGCCUAUCCCUGUCAUUACCUAUCCCAAAGCAGAUUCUGAGUACACUGAUAAUAAUCAAGUGGCUGAAAGUAAUCAACAGGUAGAGCAUCAGCACGCAGGUGCUAGUGAAAUAGAAACUUUUGACAAAAUCCACAGUCCACAGAUGUGUACUACAACAUCAGCAGUCAGUCCUAUUCAGGAAAGGUCAAAGGUCAUCUCCCCUUGUCUCACCAGUGUGUUGGUAAUGAAUGGAUCAGAAUGCCUGGACUUCCGAACUCCAGAGAAACGAAGUCUGGACACACAUGACCAGAGAAGAAGCCACACACCAACUGAAAAAGUAUGUCAAAUGCAAACAGCACCAAGAGGCAGAGCAGAGGCAGAUCCAACCUUAUCCAUGGCAUUACAGUCAGUCAGGUGUAGCGUUUUGGAACAACAAGCAGAAACAGACACGCACAGACAUGAAGAUAUUCACUCCAGUGAUCAUUUAAAUAAUUCACAAGAAGCUCAAGACCUUAGGGUCUUUACUUUAUCCAGAACUGCCUGCAGCAGCCAAGCAGAGGACUUAUCCAUGCAGACUAUACUGGCAAGGGAGAGGGUGCUUGUCCAGCAAACUGCACACCAAUACAUCGCCAACAAGAGGCGAUCCACAGAUGAAGAGGUGAUGCUCAUCGUGCCCAAAGAGGAGCCGCUGAGUCCCGUGCCCUCUCCCACAUGCUCUGUCAUUCAAACCACUCAAAAAGGACCCUCUCAGAAGCACUUACAGUCCCCUUGUCACUCUCCAAGUCCCUUAAACCUGCAGUUGCGGCCACAUUUAGAGCCAAACCAAUCGCACCAAGGCAUGCAGCAUGCUGAGAAACAAAGACCUGCACUACUUCCAACAAGUUCAGGACGAGGUAGCGAGCCCCCCUCUUCUCGUGCCAUGCUGCACCCCCAAGUACCCCAUUCAGAGCAAGAGACAAAGGACAGCAACUUUUCAACAGCGAGACAUCCCCAUGGGGAACCCGACUAUCCUGUUCAGGAGUACGCACUUCCCUUGAUCUUGCCGGGUGGAUACUGCACUGGUAAGAAACAGGAGGAGCAGAUCCUGAUGUCUUAUCCUCCUGGACCCUUGUCCUUUGGGGCACUGGGGAAGAUGGUUUCCCAUGCUGACUCAAGCAAACUACCUUUUUACCCAGAUCCCUAUCACCUACUCUACGGCCCACAGCUUCUACCUUACCCGUACGGUCUCGCAGCUCUGCCUAUGGCCCUCAACAUGAUGGCAUCAGGGGAUAAAGUAGAGCCCCUGCCCUUCUUGCCUACUCUUUUCAAUUAUGCUGCAGCAGGUGCACCUUUCGCAGGAACAGUGCCCCACCCUUUAGUGGUGAACCCUAACCUAUACAAUAAUAGCAGCGGCAGUAGCACAAAGCGAGACAGUGGCAACCCCUGAGUGGACGGUGGCAUCAGCAGUGAAGGAAAAUACUGUACACCUUAAAAAAGAGGACCAGGCCUUUGAUGGAAGAUAUGGAAUAUGGAUUUUACUGCUAUAUAUUGCUCUGUUUGGUAACUGAACUACUUGCACAGACCUUUCCUCUCUUUCAUAAAGUAGCAAAAACAUAGGUAUAUGUAGGACUCAACUGUAGUGAAGUGCUGGAGAGGUGCCUUAGAGGUAUGGCUGAUGGGUAACCUCUGAUACACCACUCCUCUCCUUCUUUAGGAGAGUUAGACCUUGGUUAUCCGUCCGUUCUAUCAGAUUUAUCGUCAUAAUAGGUAUAAUCAAGAAAUAAUACAGCUAACAGGGUGUGGUGUUUGUAGAAAAAAAAUACAAAAAAAUCUAAGUAAGUCUGCUUCCCACUAGUGACAAUAACAAAAAAAAUAUUAAUACUGAUAUAAUGAAACAGCUGAUAGUAAUAAAUAUAUGGGGGCUUUCGAGUUUUUCAUUUCAAGUAGAAAGGUAGAUCUAUCUUAAAAGCUCAACACACUUAAAUGAACUCAACUCAGUGAAGGAAAACAAUAGCGUACAAGUAGUUUCAUGAGUGUGUGUGUAUGUGUGACUGAGUGCGUGUCUAUGUACAUGUGUGUGUGUGUUUCAGAUUCAUUCAGAUUCAUUCAUGCAUGUAGAGGUUUGGGGUAGACAUCCUCUAUCUCUAUCUAAUUGUUGUAACGGUUCCGUGUUUUUCAGUACAGAGGCUUUUACGUGAGUUUCAGCAGAACUCACACGUGAACAUGUGAACAUGUGUGCUCGUAUGGGUGGAGGUGGUGGGACUGGUUGGUGUGUGCAUGUGUAGAUGCUAUAUCAGCCUUGGUAUAGCGGUUCCAUGGGGAUUUCAACUAUAUGAGCAUCAUUCCUGGACAAGCUGUUGCAACUUUUGUAGAUCAGCGAGAGUUAGGUGAAACAUUAGGGGAAGUUCUUCCUUCGUCAGUCAUAACUUAGCAAAUAAGUUGAUAGCUUAAACGCAUCACGUCGUUUUUUUGGAUGGAGCUUGUUAAUACGUGAUCUUUUAUUAACUAGGAUUAUGGUGGUGACUUAAAAUCAGUGGUAAUUGAGGACUGACUCAUUCUGCAAUGUUGUGUACAAUGAAUAUGUUUCAUAGUUUGGUUCGGUUUGUAGUAGAAGUCGGUGGACUAAUUGUUUAGGGGAUCAAAUAAGGAACUGAAAACGAAAAUGUGUUGAAAUGUCUGUGUACUUCCACCACUUGUCGGUUAUCUUAUUGUUUCUUCCAGUACAGAAAAUAAUAAUGAAACUUAAUGUUUAGUGGCCUUCUCCUCCCCAGUGCCCCCUGGUGUCCACCAAAGACACUCCAUUGACUUGACUGAAAUAUAAGAGAGAGAGAAAAAGAGAGAGAGGUAGAGAGUGUGGUAUAUAACGGAUGAAAGAUUGUGUGCGAGAGAGAGAGAGAGAGAGAGAGAGACAGAGAAUAAGAGUAAAAAUGAUUGAGAGAAUGAUUGGGAAGAAUGGACGAGGAGAAACUCACAUAUGAUGAGUCCGAUAUAGCCAGUAGAGCUUCCAAAUAAAGUAGAGCUUUUCUGUAUUUCAGAGAAACCGAUGCUCUAAAAGAGCACAGUGUAGCACAGCAGCGAAUGAUGAUCUUAAAAGCCCGUCCAUCCGUUACGGGCAAGCAAAUGCUAGUUCUGUUUGCUGGCCAACUCUUUCUCUCUCUCUCUCUCUCUCUUUCUCUCUCAGUCCAUGUCUCCUCCGCAGUGCACGGAACAGCAAGAGAUGACGUCAGCCACUCCUGACGCCCGCACAGGGUCUGAGCUGUAACGCUUAGGACAAAAAAGGUGUUCUGAACACUUCUUAGGAAUUUCCUGUUUUUGUAUCUUUUUAAACAAUAUUAUUUGUUUAUUUUACAAAAAAAUCCCUUUUGAUAGAGAGAAAAGGAUAGUGCUGGAAGAUGUCCUUUCAAGCACACAUGAACAUGAAUGUAAUAUUAGUCAUGAGGUUAACAAAAGAACAGUAUGGUAGACAAACUCUGUUUUCUUUUCAGUUUGACUCCAGAAAUAGCAUAAUACGUAAUAACGAACCGCUUUGAGGUAUUCACAUAUAUACAGUAGUCUUAGAAACAUGUCUAGGAACUUGGAUUCAAUAUAAUCAUAAUGCAUGACAAAACACUCGCUUCUUCAGUAACGGUAUCGUUCCUCUGGUAUCAUCAUAACGAUCUUCGCUUUCUUUCAUAUUUCAUGUACUCUAUGUGGUUCCUUUCCGUUUUUUGUUUUUCUCCGCUGGUGCGCUUGAAAUACUGUCUGCUUGAGACUUUUGAGACUUUUUGUGCAGCUGUUCUGUUCGGUCGUUUUAAACACGAAACCAAAAAGAGGAGCACCUAUAUGCUUCACUUCUUUUUCUCAAUCAUGGCAAAAGCUGUGCGAUUUCGUUAGUCCCGUACCGACCAUUCUGACUGCUCCAUGCCUUUUUCCUUCCUCUUCUCAUUUCCAAACUUUUCAUCCUCUCCGUUUGAAGUGAGCGCGUGUGAAACUGUGCAAUGAAGCCGCAGCACUGUUAGUUUCCAGAUUUCCAGAAGGAGGUAAAACAAUGCUAAGAUUUGUUGCUUUACUUGGGAGUAGGUACAAGCCUUUCAUGUAGUGUGUAUGAAAGAAAGAGAGAGAGUGUGUGUGUGUGUGUGUGUGUGUGUGUGUGUGCAGCGUGGUUGUGAGGAAAAGGAAAACCAAAACAAGUACCGUAUCCCUUGUGGCUUGCCAACAAACCAAUGCUUGGUUUUGGGCCCCUAUCAGCCUAACAGCCUUUUUCUUUUUAUUGUCCUUUUGAACAUUUUUAACACUUUAUUUUAAGGAAGACAAGUUAGCUUGGUUUCUUAUGGUCUUAAGGUUCACUUCAGUAAAGCCUGAACUCAACUCAUGGGGCCUGUACAUUCUAGAGGGGACAAAACUGGCUAAAACUGAAAACAUUAAUGGGUGGAAUAGGGUUUAGGAAUGGAAAUAUGAGUUUUCUCAUACAAUCAAAUUCAGUUUAUACCAUUGUAAGACAUUAAUAGGGCAGCACAUCACAUUCAAUCCACUACUGGUGGGUGUAGCACUUCUUCAUUAGAGAAGCAUUAUGUUUUUUUAACCUGUAGGAGAACAUAAACCCUUUACAGCACUGCAUUUACUGGAAAUAUAAUAUACCGCAAGAAGGGGCAGUUGGUUAAUAUACAUAAUACAAAUUAUUAAGCAAAAAUAACCUUAAAAGACCUUAAUAAACCCCUAAGUUGUUUUCCUUCAAAUUAAGUGUUACACACAUUUUCUUCAUUAGUAAAACAAAUAUAUCUUAAGCAAAUUAGGUUACCUGUCUGUACCUGUGGCUGACUAGAACAAAAUAUGGAUGUUACAUGAUGUUCAAUGUCAAUCAACUUUUUUAAAAGUCCACCAAAGUCAUAUUCAUAUUUAAUUUCUAAAAAGAAACACACAAACCAUGCAUCAUAUUUUGAGUUAAAGUGAAUUAAUUUACAGUAUACACUAUACAAAUCUCUUUAUUAAGCUGGUUAAUAUGAAAUUGAGAAUGAGAAAUGCUCUUCAAUUAGCAGGCAUUAAUUUAUGGUAUACAGCUAAGAAACAAAAGAAACCAUACACACAAUACAUACAAUCUUCACACAAGAGUUCAUGAUUCAGCACCUUACCAAAACUGUGAUCAUCCUACCAAAUUCGUACAAAAAAAUUUUGUUUUUAACUUUUAACUUUUUAUUUUAAAGACAUAAAGGCUAUGUUCACAUUAUAAGCCUCUUUAGUUAAAUCUAUUAAUCCAUUUUGUCUUAAAAGUGAUUAAUUAAAGUCAUUAAAGUGACCUGUAUCUCUCUGUAUUGUGAACAAAUCUGUCCCUAAAACGACAUAUAUGCACUAGAGCUGGGCGAUAUUAUUGGGGAAAAAAAUCUCAUAUCUCAAUAUGAUCUAGAGAAAACCUAUUAAUUUUACUAUGUUUUGUAACACUUCAAUAUGAAAUAUCAAUCUGCACUAGAUUACAUUGUUUAAAUAUUGUUGGUAAAAUAUUUCUACCCAUGGACUCCCACAUAGAUGAUUACAAUAGGCAUAUCUUGUAUGAAAUCUGAAUUUGAAUUUAGAAAAUAUUAUUUUUUACAAUAUAUUGCCCAGCCCUAACAUGCACACAAACAAAUUAUAAAUGAAAAGAUCAGUCAUUGAUUGAAAUAUAACUGAGAGUUCUCCUAACGCUCAACAUGGCAUCUGUUUACAGCUAAAGUCCCUCCUUUCUAAUAAAACUGGCCAAUCAGCUUGCAUACAACGUUAUAAGCACAUGCACACAGGCAAAACGUAUCUGAAAUCUGAUUUGACCGUUUGCAAUAAUGCCUUAUUCCAUAUCCAAAUCAGAAAGGUAUCCAAUCUAGGACCCCAUAUUAAAGGCUAUGUUCAGACUGCCAGCCCAAAAGAUUGUAGCCAAAGAGCAUAUAAAGUCAGAUUUUUUGCUAAUCUUAUAAAAAUUACAUUUGGAAAUGCUUUAAAAUAUAAUUACAAUUAAAUUUCUACAGAUGUGUAUCAGUCUGAUUGCUCAAAUCAGAUUUUAACGUAUUUUGCGUAACUCCAGAGUGAGGGAAGUGCGGAGGUCCAAAAAGAACUAUACCACAGCAACCCAUCCAGAUAUAAUUGUGAUGUCAAGAGAAGCAAAUCCAAUCUGAUCAAUUGCAAAUAACAGUGCGGACAGUCGUCUCAACAGAUCUGAUACGAGAAACAAAUUUGAUUUACCUGCAGUCUUAUAGACUUAAAUCUGAUUAUAAAAGAUCCACAUAGAUCUGACAUAUCCACAAAUCUGUUACAUUAAGGCUUAAGUCUUAACCCAAAAUCUGAUUUGAGUCACUCCAAUCUUGUAAUGUGAAUGUAGCCAAUGUCAGCGUUUGCUUAAUAGGUGUUUUUCAAAUGGUUCUUCGCGCGAUGUCAUAGAAUAUAACCUGUUUAUAGUGUUUGCAAUAGGCCUGUCACAAUAACUUUUUUGGAUGAUAUAUUGUGCUAGAAGUAAUUGCAAUAAACAAUAUUACUGAAAUGUUUUUUGCCGCUUAUUCAAUAAUAAUAACAGUUUUAAAGAGCAAAUGGAAAACUUGCUAAUUUAGAUGAACAGGCUCUUCUACCUAAGAAAUACAGUAUAAGUUAAAAGUUUGGACACUUUAAAGGGGCACUAAACCUGAUCUGAUUUUUCAGCUCAAAUUUGAAACUAAAAAGCUAAACAAUGAGAGGGGAUAGUUUGGGAGAGGCACUGGGUGAUGUAUGGGUUUAAAGGUGGGGUAGGAGGGAGAGCUGAUUGAUUGGCUGAGCUGCAGCAAUGUGUCUCUGAUAGCAAUGAGACGCAGAUGGUUGGAUGUCAGCAGGGGUCAGUAUUAUUGAUUGACUGAUCUCCAUACUUUGAGAGGGCGCUGCAGAGGCAGAAAUGAAUGCAAUAAAAGCAUUUUUAUUUUAAAAGGUUAGGAAAGGUUUAUAAAAAAUUAAGCAGGUCUGGUUUGUUUCAUUACUUCAAAGGAACACAUUUCAGGUAUUAUUUUAAAUUCCCUGCAUUGUAUAUUAAUACUUAAGUCACCCAAAAUAAGAAGAAACAUAUGGAAUCAUUUAGCCAUCAAAAAGUGUUAAACAAAAUAGGAUAUGUUUUAUAUUUUAGAUUCUUCAAAGUAGCACCUCUUGCUUAAAUUUAGCUUUAUGAGCUAGAGUCACCUGGAAUUCAGGUUUUCAGUUAACAGCUGUGCUGAACUCAUCAAGAGUUAAUUACUUGAGUUUCUUGUCUCUUAAUAAAGUGUUUGAGAGCAUCAGUUAAAGUAAAGUAGUGAAGAGGUAGAGUUACAGGUAUACAGUGAAUAGUGAAUAUUUGAGUAAUGUUCUAAUCCAGAUUAUGAGAAGUAAGAACUACUCAACUAAAUAAAGAAAAAAAUACUUUAAGAAAUGAAGAUCAGUCAAUCAGCGAUAUUUCAAGAACUUUAUGUUAUGAUGAAACUGGCACUCAUCAGAGGACUGUCCAAGGAAAGGAAGAGCAGGAGUUUCCCUCUGUUGUACAGGAUAAGUUCAUUAGAGUUACCAGCCUCCCCAGAUAAGUAUUUUGGUUUGUUUAACACUUUUAAGUUACUACAUGAUUCCUUAUGUGUUCCUUCAUAGUCUGGAUCACUUUACUAUUAAUGUACAAUGUACAGAAAAAAAAAAUAUAAAAACUCUGAAUUUCAAACUUUUGACUGGUACUGUACAUAUAUUGUAUGAUAAGUCGAAAAUUAAAUUAUUGUGACAGGCCUGUUUUUUUCAUGAAAAGGCUCUCAAAACAUGGUUCUUAAUAAAACCAAAAGUGUAUUUUCUAUGGCAUCACCUUAAUAACCAUUGACCAAUUUCCAAAUUAAACAAAUUAAAACAAAUUAGAUUUUUGAUUACUGUUUAAAACUACUCCAGAAAAGUGUUAGUAGUAAAGCACCAAGGUAAAGGGUCAAUCAGCACAGAUUUGUAACGUAAGUAAAUGAAAAAGUAACAAAAAAAAGGUGGAUGCGCCCACAUAUCAAGGUUCACACUUGUGACAUAUUGUUUGUUUUAAAACGUUCUUGAACAGUAAAUAAUAGCAACACACACACACAUUCCACCACGAAACGACCAGCAGCAACACCCGGUAGAGAGACACAGUACAUUUCAGUCAGAGUAGCUAAAACUCAGCAGCUACGUGUGUUCUGCAGUUGGUCAUAGUAGGCAUGUGACUGAUUUGUCUGGUUUUGUGAAAAUGUGAAAAAGUUACAACUGUGCCAUUGUUUUAGAGGUACACAUAUUUGACUAUAUUUGCUUAAAACUUUGAGAACCUUAGUUGUUUCUUGUUGACUUUGUAAUCAUUCGAGACAAAGUUCUGUUAACACGAUUGCCAAAUCAAGCCUGCAAAAUCUACACUCUGUCCAUUUUUCUUUAUUCCUUUGCUCUCGUUCUCCUGUCUCUCCCUCUGUCCAUGCUACAACCAUACAAAUAAAGUAUUAACCUGAUGACCUACAAAA